Molecule: messenger RNA, 2753 nt
Organism: Paramuricea clavata
Lineage: Eukaryota; Metazoa; Cnidaria; Anthozoa; Malacalcyonacea; Plexauridae
Source: the annotation of a GenBank genome assembly
AUGAACCGAAUAAGUGAGAAUGAAGCCCAAUUGCUUGCAGACUGCAAUGAUGAACAAGAUACCCUCCAAACCAGUGAAGGUAUUAAUCAAGGUGAAUCGAGAUCAAGCCAAACAUUGAGAAUGGAACAUGACCAGUCAUACACAAGGGAGACAACUGGUAACUUGUCUGAACCAGUCGAGAAAUGCGAACAAAAGAUUUUAGGAGUUAAAUGGAACUAUCAAGAGGACUGUUUUGUGUUUGAUUUGGGACCAAUUGCUCAGGCAGCAAAGGAAUGCGAACCAACGAAGAGGAAUAUAAUCAGUAUCGCAUCGAAAUUCUAUGAUCCUCUUGGAUUUAUCUCACCCAUCAUUGUGCAAAUGAAGCUAUUAUUGAAUGGGAUGCACCCAUGAAUUGAAUGGGAUGCACCCAUAACCGAGAAACUGAAAUCGAAGUGGUUAAAACUUGUUGGUGAUUUGCAAGAAACGAAACCAAUGACACUGCCUAGAUGCUAUUUUGUGCACAUUAAGGAGAAGGUAUUAGCUCGCCAACUUCACGGGUUCUGCGAUGCCUCAAUUUCAGCUUAUGCAGCUGUGGUGUACCUUGUAGUUACGACCACAACGCGGAGAUAUGCAACAUUUGUCACAGCGAAGACAAGAGUAGCACCGAGUCAGAAACAAACGAUCCCAAGAUUAGAACUCUUAUCUGCAGUUAUCCUUGGACGACUUAUGAAGAAUACCUAUGAAGCACUCAAAUCUGUUCUAGAACUGGAUGAAAAUGUUGUAUGUUGGACAGAUUCGUUGGUCAGCUUAUAUUGGAUAAGAGGCGAAACGAAAGAAUGGAAACAGUUUGUCCAGCUGAGAGUUAAUGAAAUUCGAAGUCUUAUCUGUUCAUCAUCAUGGCGACACUGCCCCGGCGUAGAUAAUCCAGCAGACAUCCCAACUCGAAGCAUUUUAAAGUGUUUAGAGCUCGGACAGUGUGAAGUCUGGCGAAAUGGACCCCAUGGCUGUCAGAAGAAUUGCAACCUAACGACAAAUUGAUAGACGAGCCUUCACCUUCGAAAGAAUGUUUACGAGAGCUGAAGAAGAAGCCACACCAUUCACCAACUGCGCUGGUAGCCGAAGCGACAGGUCAAGGUAUAAAGGAAUUAAUGAACAUUGCAACAUUCUCGAAUUACCAUCGGCUUCUAAGAGUUACGGUGUAUGUACUAAGAUUUGUUCGAAAAUUGAAGGCCAACGUGAAGAGAAGAGCUGAUAAAUCCCGAGAAAGGUUGAAGAAUUCUUGGCUUGAAGAGAUAAACGAAGCUGAAACGCUCUGGCUAAAGGAAAUGCAAACAUCACUUCCCGAACAUUUGAAGUAUCAAGAUUGGAGACGGCAGUUUGGAAUAUUUGUCGACGAGAAGGGGGUAACUAGAUGCGGUGGAAGAUUGGAAAAUGCCAAUAUUAACAAGUCAGCGAAGCAUCCUAUCUUGCUCGAUCCACGACAUCAGCUAACACGUCUUAUCGUAAGAUAUUGCCAUGAAAGAGUGAAGCACUGCGGAACGAAGGCAACCUUGACUGAAUUACGGUCGCGGUUUUGGAUAGUUAGAGGCCGACAGUACAUACGAAGCGUCAUCUAUCAAUGCGUCGUCUGCCGAAAACAAGAAGGAGAACCCUACCGUGCGCCAUCACCUCCUCCAUUGCCAGAGUGUCGUGUGAAAGACAACUUUCCGUUCGCUAACACCGGCGUAGAUUUCGCUGGACCGUUAUAUGUAAAGAAUCCUGAUUCGAAGAUACGGAUCUCAUUGUACACAUGUUGAGUAACUCGAGCGGUACACCUCGACCUGGUGCUUGAUAUGUCAACCGAAGCCUUUCUAAGAAACUUUCAGAGAUUUUGCGCUAGAACAGGAGUACCAUCACUGGUUAUAUCAGACAAUGGAAAAACCUUCAAAUCGGCUUCGCGAAAACUUAUGUCUCUAUUUGAAUGCCCAAGAAUAAUUAAACAUUUCACCUCAUCAAAGAUCAAGUGGUCAUUUAUCCUCCAAAAGGCCCCUUGGUGGGGUGGAUUCUAUGGAAGAAUGAUCAAAUCAGUGAAAAGAUGUCUACGUAAAACACUAGGGAACGCGAGACUUACGUAUGAAGAACUCCUUACGGAACUUGUCGAGAUAGAAGCCAUUCUGAAUUCGAGACCACUAACAUAUACAUCAACAGAAGAUUGCGAAGAACCCGUUACACCAUCACAUCUCAUGCAUGGUCGAAGACUUCUUUCCUUGCCAACGCAAGACGAAGUGAAAGACAAAGAUUGGGAACUAACGUCAAAGGAUAUUGCAAAACGAGAAAGGCACUUGGCUUCUCUACUAGAUCAUUUCUGGAGAAGAUGGAAAACCGAGUAUUUAUUGGAAUCGAGAGAAGCGCAUAGAGAGAGGAAAUCGGUACAAUCGAGUAAAGAAUUGAUAAAGAUAAAUGAUAUCGUAAUCGUGCAUGACGAAAACCGUUCUCGAAGUCUUUGGCGACUUGGCAGAGUGAUGCACUUAGUUCGUGGUAAUGAUGGUAAGGUUCGUGGAGCUAAAGUGAAAGUCGCUGAGAGAGGUAAGAAACCAACAACGCUUCGGCGUCCUAUACAAAAGCUGUACUCAAUUGAAAUAGGUAAUCAAGACAUAACCCAACAGAAAGUAGGCAGGGGCUCAACAACAAUCCAACCUCAGAAAGAAGAGUCUAUAACUCAGAGACCUCGACGCGCAGCAGCAAUCAAGGCUACAGAGAAACGAAGAGAAUUGAUACGAAACGAACAGUUAUAA